Molecule: messenger RNA, 234 nt
Organism: Necator americanus (New World hookworm)
Lineage: Eukaryota; Metazoa; Nematoda; Chromadorea; Rhabditida; Ancylostomatidae
Exons: 1
Coding region: 1-234 (77 amino acids)
Source: RefSeq, a predicted model, not a curated record
AUGGAAUCUACCGUUUCGAACUGCUGCCAGACAACACGACAGUUACUGCCGAGGUCUACUGCGCUCAACUGCAAAGACUGCCCGACAAGAUCCGCAAGGAGCACCCGAAGCUCGACACCUGGAGCUCGGAUGGGAAGUUCUACCGCACCCACCGUACAACCCAGUCCUGGUCCCGAGCAAAUACCACCUCUUCCGAUUGCUUCAGCAUCACCUGGAAGAGAAGUGCUACGAUGA